This is a messenger RNA of Tupaia belangeri chinensis (Chinese tree shrew), 1612 nucleotides long. RefSeq names its product kynureninase. The coding region runs from base 127 to 582 and encodes 151 amino acids. Gene Ontology annotation, biological process: NAD+ biosynthetic process. Lineage: Eukaryota; Metazoa; Chordata; Mammalia; Scandentia; Tupaiidae. Gene Ontology annotation, molecular function: kynureninase activity; pyridoxal phosphate binding. Gene Ontology annotation, cellular component: cytoplasm. The transcript has 6 exons. The record is from RefSeq and is a predicted model, not a curated record.
UCCUACAAGUAUUUAAAUGCAGGGGCAGGAGGUCUUGCUGGUGCCUUUGUCCAUGAGAAACAUGCCCAUACAAUUAAACCUGCGUUGGUGGGAUGGUUUGGCCAUGAACUGAGCACCAGAUUUAAAAUGGAUAACAAACUGCAGUUAAGCCCUGGGGUCAGUGGAUUCCGAAUUUCAAAUCCUCCCAUGUUACUGGUCUGUUCUUUACAAGCCAGCUUGGAGAUCUUUAAGGAAGCAACUCUGAAAGCACUGAGGAGAAAGUCCAUUUUGCUAACUGGUUACCUGGAAUACAUGAUCAAGUAUUACUACAGUAAAGAUGAGACAGAAACCGGGAAACCAGUUGUGGACAUAAUUACUCCAUCCUGCAUAGAGGACCGGGGCUGCCAGCUAACAUUAGCGUUUUCUGUUCCAAACAAGGAUAUUUUCCAAGAAUUACAGAAGAGAGGAGUAGUUUGCGACAAGAGGGAUCCAAAUGGCAUUCGAGUGGCUCCGGUUCCUCUUUAUAAUUCCUUCCAUGAUGUUUAUAAGUUUAUCAAUGUGCUUAUUUCUGUGAUUGGCUCUGUAGAAAAAAAACGUUACUAGUUUUUUUUUUUAACUUAAUUAUACUGAAAAUGAUAUAGUUAUGCUAUUAUUCAAUUUUAAUUAUUAAAAGCAUUUCAAAAUUGAUUGUAUGUAAUGGGCAAUAAAUCAUAUAUUUUUCAGAAAAAUCUGAUAUGAUUUUCAGCCUAUGACCCUGAGGAAUAUACAUAGAUACCCAGGUUCUUGGUGUUUUGGGGCUCAAAAAUUAUAUUGGUCCAAGUAUUAUGUACAUAAUCCAUCACAUUUUAUGAUCAUCAAAGUGAUUUAUGUUGAUUUAAUUGUAAUUUGGCUGACAAAUUCAUAUUGCAUGUUAUGUCAGUUUUAGAAAUAAACCUUAGUUAUAAUUUACUAAGGAGCUUUCUGAGCACUGCAGAUGAACAGACUGAUGUACUUAUUUUUUAUUUUGUCAGUGUGGGUAUCUGCUCAACAGAGAGACUGAGAGAGUAGGAGAGGAAGAAAGCACCCCCACAUAGGGCAUAGUCACCCCACAGUCACCCCUCCACUUCUUCAUCCUGUCAAGAUUCUGAACAACCACACACAAUAUUUCAAGCUGCCAGGAUCAGAAUUCAAGCCAUAUGGUCAACCAUGUAGACUCCAGCUCCCUUAGCCAGGAGGCCCUGGAGCCGGCCUGUAUGUGUGAUUUUACCAUCUUCCAUACAGCACCAGUCUUAAGUGGGAAAAAGGACAUUUUCUGGGAAAGUGGCUUUCAAAUAUCUUUGGCCUAGUCCAUGAGACCAGUACUUAUGUGUACACAUGCCAUAUUUAAUUGAUUCUUAGACAUUUUUGUCAUAUUUUAGCAUCUCUGAAAGAGGACAUGGCUUUUAAUUUUUGAUCAAUAGCUUCAUACAAUCAGCAUUGGCCAUUCUUUCACAUUAUCAUCUCUAGAACUGCAUGCUUCUCACAAUGAACAAGGAGCAUGUUAGAUUUGAUUUUGAAAUGGUGUACAUAACAAAAAUAAAUUGUCAUAAAUUAUUUUUGUGUCCUGAUUUUUAACUGUAUUUACAUCAGUAUAAUAAAUGCUGGUUGCAACUCA